GCUGUUGAGAAAAAGCUGAUGUGUUAGUUAAUUUUUUGUUCUGCCAUAUAGGAUACACGUCAAUCCCAAAUUAAACUCUAAAAUUAAUACAAAAUAGGGUGUUAUUAUUGUAAUCCCUAAAAUUAAAAUUAUAGUUGAAUGAAAAUAAAAAAUCUUUCUCUUUUCUUUAUCGUUGUACCGCAGAAAAUAAAAAAGGAAAAAAAGAAAAACUGAAAAGCUCAAAGCAUAUAUGGUGAAAUUGCACGCACAGUGGUGAUAUUGUAAAAAUCAAAGCCAUUUUUUGUUGUUGUGGUUCCGACUUCGAUUCCAUUUAUGAAAGCUACAACUAUUGAUAAUUUGAUCUUUGGUGGCUGAAAGCAAAGGUUUUGCGGUUGCAGACAGGUUUACCCAGGUGCUUUCUUUCGCUGCAACAGUGGUGAAAAACCAAAAUCAUCAUCACAUUUGCCUAUGAUUUUAAUUUUCUGAUUUUUUUUUUUUGUUUCAAAGCUUUCUCUCAUCAGUCCAAGAGAUCAGUUUAUUUUUUUGAAUGGGAAGAAGAUCAUAUUUUAGAUUAAUUGAUUUGGAUGGGAGGAAUGGAGAUUUUAGAUAUGCGAGAGUGAUAAAUAUUUAGAUGAGAAUAAUAAAGACCUUUUGAGGGUUAGACGAAGAAGAUACAGUUAUAAUACUUUAAUUUUGAGAAUUGAUUUCUAAAGCAAAACUCUAGAGGACUAUAGUUGUUCUCACGUGUCACUUAUAUGGCAAUCUAUUAUGACAUAAGUAGUAGUUGACCAAGUUUUACUUGACACAUCAGCUUUUUGAAUUGCAAAAUUUAAAAAGUUAAAAAUUAGAUUAAAAUGCUAAAAAAUUUAGACCAUCUAAAAAUGAUAGCAAGUCUUAAAUAGUCUACUAAAGAGCCUCCACCGAGACUAUCCCAAGUGCAUCCAUUUUCUUCUUCAUAUUAAGUCAUAAUUCUUUAUUUCCUUUUCUUGUUUUCCCUUCUCAGCCAAAUAUGUGGCCUACAAUUACAAUGGCUAUUGAAGUUGAUGUGUAUUUUGAUAGUUGUAACUGAUUUGGUUAGUUACUUAUUUUUAAGAGAAUGCUAUCAGUACAUUGGCUUUAAAGUAAAUAUGAGACAAAUACGUAAUAGAUAGAUUAGGAAGUUUAGCUAGAUAAGAUUCUUAGAUUUGUUGUUAAUCUGUUUUUCGUAUUUCUGUUUAUAUGUACUGUAUAAAAGACUAGUUGAAGGAUCAAUGAAAUACAAGUUCUGGAACAUAAACUUUACAUGGUAUCAGAGCCAUUAGAACUCUGAUUGGCUUCUAAAACUAAAUAUGAGUGAGGGCAAGAAAGUGUCACCAUAUACCUUGUCUUCAAAUGACAAUCCAGGAAACAUCAUAACCCAAGUGUAGCUGCGAGGGGAUAAGAAUGAGCUCGAUCAAUCAGAACUGCAUUGCGAGUUAAGAAAAAAUUUGGUUUCAUUGAUGGAACUCUCACUAAACUAGACGAAGAUGAUGAUGAAUUGGAAGCUUGGUGGACAGUGAACUCCAUGCUUGUGUCAUGGAUCUUGAAUAUGAUCGAGCCAACAGUGAGAUCUACCAUGACACACAUGGAGAUAGCCAAAGAUCUCUGGGAAGAUAUUAAAGAUUGUUUUUCGGUAAGUGAUGGUGCACGAGUACAACAGUUAAAAGCAGAGCCUGCUAAUUGUAGACAACAAGGUAGUUCACUUCUGAAUUAUUAUGCUAGACUAAAACAGGUGUGGGAAGAAUUGGUAAAUUACAAUGUGAUUUCAAUAUGUUAGUAUGGGGGCUGUAAAUGUGAUAUUGCAGCUAAAUUGAUUAAGAAACGCGAGGAAGAAAAAUUUCAUCAGUUUCUGAUGGGUUUGGAUGAUGAGCACUACUCCAUUACCUAGUGUGAACAAGGCAUAUUAGCUGGUCUGUCAAGAAGAAAGAGUUAGAAUACACAUAAGCUUCAAUAGGUGAGACUUAUUUGGUGGUACUGGUGUAUGUUAAUGAUCUCAUUAUUGGUGGGAAUAAUUCAUAUAUGAUUGUAAAAUUUAAAUCGUAUUUAAGUAAGUGCUUCCAUAUGAAGGAUUUGGGUGUUUUGAAAUAUUUUAUGGGCAUUGAAGUGGCACGGACUGCAGAAGGAAUCUUUCUCUGCCAGCGAAAAUAUGUAUUGGAUAUCGUUAAUGAGACUGGAAUUUUAGGUGCCAAGCCAUCGAGAUUUCCUAUGGAGCAGAACCAUCAUCUUGCUUUGGCUAAGGGUGAUUUGCUGGAUGAUCCAACAAAAUAUCGGUGAUUGAUAGGGCGAUUGAUUUACCUGAGUCUUACUCGUCUUGAGUUAACUUACAAUGUUCAUAUUUUGGCUCAAUUUAUGCAACAACCCAGAAAGGAAUAUUGGGAAGCUGCAUUACGUGUAGUUCGAUAUUUAAAGGAAAGUCCUGGGCAAGGUAUUCUUCUUAAAGCUAACUGUAAUCUAGAGCUCCAAGCAUACUGCGACUCAGAUUGGGGUGGAUGUUCCCUGACUCGGCAGUCUCUUAUCGGAUACUUCAUCUUUCUUGGAGGUUCUCCUAUUUCUUAGAAGACUAAGAAAAAACAUACGGUUCUCGAUCUUCGGCUGAAGCAGAGUAUCGCUCCAUGGCUGCAACUGUUUGUGAAGUCAAAUGGUUGAAAGGCUUGUUGCUGAAUUUGGGCGUGUCGCAUUGUGGACCUAUGCCUUUGUUUUGUGACAGUCAAGCAGCGAUGCAUAUUGCUGCUAACCCUGUUUUCCAUGAGCGAACAAAACACAUCAAAGUUGACUGUCAUUUUAUGCGAGAUGAAAUAAAGAAUGGCGUAGUUGCUACAUCUUAUGUUUACAAUGAUGCUUAGUUAGCUGACAUAUUCACCAAAGCCUUAGGACGUGCACGGUUCGAAUUUUUUCUUCACAAAUUGGGCAUUCGUAAUCCUCAUACUCCAACUUGAGGUAGGAUAUUGAAGCUGAUGUGUAUUCUGAUAGUUGUAACUGAUUUGGCUAGUUUGGUUGAUUAGUUGUUACUUAUCUUUAGGAGAAUGCUAGCAGGACAUUAAUUUUAAAGUAAAUAUGAAACAAAUACGUAACAGAUAGAUUAGGAAGUUUAGCUAGAUAAAAUUUUUAGAUUUGUUGUUAAUCUGUUUUUCGUAUUUCUGUUUACAAGUACUGUAUAAAAGACCAGCUGAAUGAUCAAUGAAACACAAGUUCUGGAACACAAACUUUACAGUUGCAACAAUUAAAUCUAACAAGAAAACUCUUUGAAUCGAAAGUGAACUUAAAUAAUCUCCCUCCAUAAUAUCCUUGAUUCAAAACCCACAAAGCUAUUAAGCUUACUAUAGCAAUUGAAAUCCAACUUUUUAUUUUCUCUUUUGUUUUCCAUUACUAAAAAGCUUUCCAUCCAACAAAAGGAAAAUGAUAGUUUUCUUCUUUUAAAUAGAGAAAGCAAAGAAGAUGGCUUUUUUUUUUUUCUUUUAAUGUAAACUUGAUGUUUUUUCUUUAAUCUUUAUAUAAGUUUUUUCUUUCUGCCUCAAAAAUGGGGGCUGAAAUAAGCUGAAAGUGGUAACUAUUGACUCAAAGAAGUAAAUUGAACUUUAUCAAUAGAUUCAGGCGUCAAACUUGAUCCUUAUUAUUGGUGUUGUACUAUUUAAAAUUUUAAAUUAAUACUUUUUGAAACAAUAGUAAUGCAUCCAUCCCCAUGUGAGUUGUCUUAUGUUGUGAAUUUGCUAAAAUUAAAAGUAUUUAUCCAUAACCGCUGACCAAGGCGUUCCUCAAGGAUCUGUCUCACUUUUCUAUGAUAUAUAUAUUAUAUAUUAUAUAUUAUACACACAACCCCACCCACUUUUAACUCUUUCUUAUAACCAAAACAAAAAAAAACAAAAGAUCUGCAACUCGAGUAAUCAGUACGUACUUACUUGUAUAUAUAAAUAGCUGAAAGUACUUAAAAUCAAGAGAUCAAUGCAUCCGCACAGCAGAAGCGAACCGAAUACGAAAGAGUGCCAAGAUGUCAAAUUCCAUACUACUAAUCUUAUUGUGCAUUUUGGCUUACAUUGUUAGAUCCAAACCCCUCCCACCAUCUAUUCACUUCAGUACACCACUACAAGACGGUGCUUCUGCUAUGAUGUUUCAGACCCCUCCUAUGGGUUGGAACAGCUGGAAUCACUUUCACUGUGAAAUAAAUGAGACUGUGGUUAGAGAAACUGCUGAUGCACUCGUGUUAAGCGGGCUGGCCAGGCGGGGAUACAAGUAUGUUAAUAUAGAUGAUUGCUGGGGUGCAUAUGAUCGUGAUUUUAAGGGAAAUCUGGUGGCCAACCGGUCUACAUUUCCAUCCGGGAUUAAAGCUCUUGCAGAUUAUGUUCACAGCAAGGGCCUUAAGAUGGGAAUCUAUGCCGACUCUGGGUAUCGAACAUGCAGUGGGAGAAUGCCAGGCUCACUUGGAUUGGAGGAGAAAGAUGCAAAGACGUUUGCUUCCUGGGGAAUUGAUUACCUGAAAUAUGAUAACUGUUACAACGAUGAUACAAGACCAACAAUAAGAUACCUUGCCAUGUCUCGUGCCUUGAAGAAAACUAAGCGUCCAAUUUUUUUCUCUAUGUGUGAAUGGGGGGACAUGCGUCCAGCUUUAUGGGGAGCCAAACUUGCAAACAGUUGGAGAACUACUGAUGACAUUUCCGACUCAUGGGAAAGCAUGCUAAAGAUAGCUGACUUGAACGAAGUGUAUGCUAAUUAUGCCAAACCUGGAGCUUGGAAUGACCCGGACAUGCUGGAAGUAGGCAAUGGAGGGAUGAAAUACAGUGAAUAUGUGGUGCACUUUAGUAUAUGGGCCAUCUCCAAGGCACCCCUCCUUUUAGGAUGCGAUAUACGUCAUAUGAACUAUGAAACCAUGAAAAUCAUUGGUAAUGAGGAGGUAAUUGCGGUCAAUCAAGAUCAGUUGGGAGUUCAGGCAAGAAAAGUUAGAAUGGAAGGAGAAAGAGAGAUAUGGGCAGGACCGCUUUCAGGGAAUAGAAAAGUAGUACUAAUGGUGAACAGAAAGACAUGGGGUUCCCCAUUGACAGCCCACUGGGAUGACAUCGGGUUCAAUUCUAACAAUAUUGUGGUCCAAGCUAGAGAUCUUUGGGAGCAUCAUACCCUGGAGAAACCAUUCCAAGGAAACAUGACAGCUUACAUAAAUCCACAUUCCUGCAAGAUGUAUGUGUUGACGCCCAUCUCGUCAUCAUAAAUACACGUACCAGUGAUUGACAGUUCAAGAGAGUGAGAAGGGAAUAUGCAACUUUUUUUUUUCUUUUCUCAGGAAAACAUUACAUUUGAUUAGUUGAUGGUCAUUUGUUGUAACUCAUACUGUCAGUGUACGACUCUAUUGAUCAAUCCAAUUGGAUUUCGUAGUGAUA
Ricinus communis (castor bean) is the source of this 5363-nucleotide messenger RNA. Its product is annotated as alpha-galactosidase 1. Bases 3983 to 5194 code for a protein of 403 amino acids. The record is from RefSeq and is a predicted model, not a curated record. The transcript is spliced from 15 exons. Lineage: Eukaryota; Viridiplantae; Streptophyta; Magnoliopsida; Malpighiales; Euphorbiaceae. Gene Ontology annotation, biological process: carbohydrate metabolic process. Gene Ontology annotation, molecular function: hydrolase activity, hydrolyzing O-glycosyl compounds.